AUGGCAGAGGAGGUGAAAGAGAUCCCUGCAGCUCAGAUGUUGGCUGCAGUCUCACAGGUUGGCACAGCGCCCCCUGCUGUCAACAUCCCAGCGCGGCAACCCAGCCCCCUCUGCCUGCCUCCACAGGACCCGACCACGGAGGAGGGCACCCUGCCUUACCCUCGCUCCCCCCGGCUGUCCCGAAAAGCCAAGCAGCCAGCAACACUGUCCCGGGAAGCGCUGUCCAGGCACUUGGAGGAGUUGCAGGCGGAAAGAUCCGGAACGGAGGCCCAUUUACAGUCUCUGAAGAAAAGGAGCGAUGACUUAUCGCGGAGCGCGGAGGCCAUGAAGCAGCAGAUUGGGGAGCGCUUUGAGAUCAUGCGGCAGGCCCUGCAGCGGGAGGAGCAGGCGGCCGUGGACUGGGUCGAACAGGACCGCAGGGAGGCCAGCGGCCGCCUCAACCGGGUCCUGAAGGACUGGACGCAGCACCUGAACCAGGUCCAGAAGAACAUCGUCUGCGCGAAGAGGGCCUUGGAGCAGGCCGGGAAGGAGGGACCUCAGGAGUACACUGGGGAUCUAAGCUGCCGUAAAAAGGAGGACGCGGCACAGGAGGGGAUCAAAAUGAGUGAAGGCAGGUUCCAGAGGCUGCUGAAAGCGCUACGCAACAUUUCAAAGGACCUCCAAGCCCAGCUCCAGCGAAGGAACUUCCUGCUGGACUCCGUGGCGGUGCAGAUAGACAGACAGGCCUGUAACAGACACAUCGCGCUGGGGCGGGACCAGAGGCUGAUGUACUUCACCAGCGAGCCCCGGGCGGGCCCGGAGCUCCCCCUGCAGUUCGACCGGGUGUGCUGCGCCCUGGGCUCGGUCGGCAUGGCGACGGGGAGGCACUACUGGGAGGUGGACGUGGGGUGCUGCUCGGCAUGGGCGGUGGGCGCCACCUACGCCUGCAUCGAGCGCAAGGGCGUGGAGAAGGGCGCCAAGCUGGGCCGCAACCGCCACUCGUGGUGCGUGGAGCUGCGGGAGGGGCGCCUCUCCGCCUGGCACAACGACCACCACGUGGCCUGCCGGGUCGGCGGCCGCAAGCCCCUGCGGAGGGUGGGCGUGCUGCUGGACUACCAGAGGGGCCGGCUGGCCUUCCACGACGCGCGCACCAUGAAGCAGCUGCAGGAGUUCUCCGCCGUGCUCACGCCCGUGUUCGACCGCAUGCACCACCAGUUCAUGGAGCCCGUCUUCCCCGCCUUCCGCUUCUUCAGGCCCGACGCCGGCCAGCUCGGGCCCAGUCACAUGGAGGUCUGCGACCUGCACCUUUAA
This is a messenger RNA of Osmerus eperlanus (European smelt), 1290 nucleotides long. Its product is annotated as tripartite motif-containing protein 14-like. Gene Ontology annotation, cellular component: cytoplasm. Bases 1 to 1290 code for a protein of 429 amino acids. The record is from RefSeq and is a predicted model, not a curated record. The transcript has 6 exons. Gene Ontology annotation, molecular function: protein binding; ubiquitin protein ligase activity. Lineage: Eukaryota; Metazoa; Chordata; Actinopteri; Osmeriformes; Osmeridae. Gene Ontology annotation, biological process: protein ubiquitination.